This is a messenger RNA of Sinocyclocheilus rhinocerous, 1155 nucleotides long. RefSeq names its product protein FAM196A-like. Gene Ontology annotation, cellular component: postsynaptic density. Gene Ontology annotation, biological process: inhibitory postsynaptic potential. The record is from RefSeq and is a predicted model, not a curated record. Lineage: Eukaryota; Metazoa; Chordata; Actinopteri; Cypriniformes; Cyprinidae. The annotation marks the transcript as partial. The transcript has a single exon.
AUGGUGAGCAAGGACGCUGGUAAAUGCAUGCUCACCAACUCUGAGUCGGACUCAGAGGCAACAGCGGCCUCCAUGGCCCUGGAGGUCAAAGGAUCGUCGGACGAAAGCCGGCAGGUGCGCAAGCGCAACAAAGCCCUUCAGGUGCGCUUCAAGGACAUCUGCGAGGCACAGAAUGAACAGGCUGCUGCGGCCCGAGGGGGGAAGCCGGUCUACAAGGUGGCGUACCGCAAGUACAUGACCGUCCCAGCUCGCAGAUCAAUCCCCAAUGUCACCAAAAGCACCGGAGUGCAAACAUCACCGGAUCUUAGGAAGCGUUACCAGACUUUUCCAUUUGAGCGGAAGAAAGGACAUACGGUCAAGCAUGCUGCUGUUGUGGAGAGCUGUAAGGAUCAGGACGAUGGGUUUGUUAUUGAUGUAAAGAGGGCGAAAGCUACCGAGGCAGGUAGGGAGUGCGUACCCUCUCAAAAUGUGAGGAAAACAAGAGCAUUAAUGCACACCAGCAAGUGUGUCGCAACUAUAGAGCAACAUCCACAAGCCAGGGACUGUCUGGAGAGAACAGACGGACCAUGUUCGGACGCUUUGGUUCUUCCUUGUCCGACAGAUGGGUCCGCAGUGGGAAUGGACAACUCGGACUAUCAGAUCUGUAGCGUCAGAAGUAAACACAGUAAGGGCUUCCAGAGAGACUCUGGAACUCUUGAUCGCUCAGGCAAGCUGCAGUUGCUGAACUCUGGGGAGAGCAGUGGGAAUAUUCUAGAGGAUUCCUCCUCCAAAGUGAUGGGACCUAUCGCGUGGAACUCUCUCACGCAGGUGGAGUGCCUGGAGAGUCCGUCCGAGCGGAGCAAACGCAAGAAUGCGCUUCAGCUCAAUGGCCUGCAGUCGCAGACGCUGCCGCGAACCAGUUGCACGACGCAAGUCCAGUGCCACACGGGCACGCUGUCUGCUCGACCGCUGCGGGCUAUGGAGGCAGCGGCGCCGGUGACUCCGGUCUCCUCGACAGCCGUUCCCAUGCCCGCGCCUCCAUGCAGGGGCAGCACGGGAUCAGGAACUCUACAGACGGAUAAUGAGGCGUGCAAGCAGAUAGUGCCUGUCAAUCAGGAUGGGGAUGUUAAAGCGCAGCUCCAGGCCAUGGAAAACAUGAUCAGCUCCAGCCAGGAA